Alligator sinensis (Chinese alligator) is the source of this 3243-nucleotide messenger RNA. RefSeq names its product spindle apparatus coiled-coil protein 1 (gene SPDL1). NCBI's taxonomy places the organism in Eukaryota, Metazoa, Chordata, Crocodylia, Alligatoridae. The record is from RefSeq and is a predicted model, not a curated record. Gene Ontology annotation, cellular component: outer kinetochore; spindle pole. Gene Ontology annotation, biological process: mitotic spindle assembly checkpoint signaling; mitotic metaphase chromosome alignment; establishment of mitotic spindle orientation. The transcript is spliced from 12 exons. The coding region runs from base 699 to 2510 and encodes 603 amino acids. Gene Ontology annotation, molecular function: kinetochore binding.
UACCCUGAAAGAGAUGUACAUAAGUGCAAAGCGGUCGUCUUAUUUACUUUCUGUCGCUCAUUGUAACGAGCCAGGGAGGGAGCUCUCGCUGGGUCAUCACAAGUUGAAGCGUUUCUCUGUUCCGAGGCCAGCAGGGGUAAAAGUGCUGACGGCAGGCCCAAAAGUUCAUUGAGACUCCCUGAAAGUGGCUUGAGUUCAGCAUAGGCUGCAUCCAAUUAGUUGCCCCCAAAUUUGUUGUACAUGUUGAACACUUUACCUGUUAUUGAGUGCACGUCGUCCAGGGGUUGGAAUUAUUGUAUAAAUACCUUCAUAAUCAUACACCUGGCAAGACUCCUGAAGGACUGAGUGCUGCGUUCAGUCCAGGCAGUAUCGCAGGGCUUGCUGCCUCCUCUCUGUUACCCGUGAUCAGGGAUAGUUGCAAGACUGCAAAGGUUUCUUCUGUGGCCAGAGGCAGCUGGGGAGUGCAACACUGGAUGGCAGAAGUCCUACCUGGCUCCGUGGAAUGAAGCCAUCUUUUACUCUCAACUCUUCCUGCUAGGGUCUGCUGCUUGAGGAUAGGGACUGAACAGGAGGGGAUGCAAGCUGAGUGACUUGGGCGUGCUCUGCUGUCAAGUGUUAACCCCCCGCCCCCAGUACCGGGGCUUUAAUAAUCUCAUCUUGUUCAACUGACCUGCAUUCAAGAAAUAGGAAAAAAGAAAAUGGAGACAGAAGAAACUUUGAAUCUUCGUCGUCAACUCAAGGAAGCAGAGAAUGAGCGGAGGAAGGCAGCACAGUAUGGUUUGCAUUUACUGGAAUCACAGAAUGAGGUUCAGAAUCAGUUGGAUCAAAUACGCAGUGAAUUGACUGAAAAAACUGAGACAUUUGAACAAGAGAAAUUCUCACUUCAGAGAGAAAUUGAACUCAAGAACAGAAUGUUGGAAAGUUUGAGUUUUGAAUGUGAAGCUCUUAAGCAGCAGCAAAAUAUGCAGCUGGAGAAACAACGAGAACAACUGGAACGAGUUCAUGCACAAGAAAUUGGUGACCUCAAGAACAAGUUGGAGAAUCUGAAGGCAGAACUAGAUGAAACCCGAUUAAGUGAGAAGCAACUAAGGCAUAAAGUAGAACAUCAGAAGGAGAUAAUAACUGCUAAAGUAGAAGAAUUGCGUAUAAUGUCUGAACGUGUACAUGAAACUAUGUCUUCUGAAAUGUUAAAUCUUCAGAUUGAAUUAACAGAACUUGAAAACAUGAAGGCUAAUCUUGAAGAAAAAGUGAAUGAAUUGCAAUGCAAUAAAGAAAAACUGGAACUUGCAAAUAGCAACUUGCGUAACCAGUUGGAACGUCUUCAAGGAGAAAAAGAAGAGAGAGAAAAAGAAAUAGUUUAUUACUAUAGUGCAUUAGAGAAAGCUCAUGAAGUUAACCAGGACCUUCAAGUUCAGCUGGAUCACGCACUGCAGGAUUCCUUGGACCCUACCAGUAAGGGCAAUUCUCUGUUUGCUGAGGUGGAGGACCGUAGGGCAGAAAUGGAACGUCAGCUCAUCAGUUUUAAAGUGAAAUACCAGUCUCUACACAAGCAGCAUGCAUUCUCUAGAGGUGAAUUGCAAAGAAUGAAGCUACAGAUGGUUACGCUACUACAGAUAAAGGGUUCUCAAGCAGAAAUUGAGCAGCUGGAACGUUUGCAAUCCAUGUUAGAACAAAAGAAUGGUGAAAUAGAAAAUCUUAUAAUGAAAGUGAGACAACUGGAGAAAUUCAGGACAGAGGAAUUUAGAUCCAGUAGUAGUUCAAAAGGUGGAGAAUUUGAGGAUGGCUGUUACAUAGAUUUACUUCAAAUGAAGCUUGAGAACUCAAAUAAGGAGACAGAAACUUUAAGAAAUGAACUAUCAUUGCAAAGGAUGAAAGCUUUGUAUGAGAGCCAGAGAGUUCUGGAGGUAGAAAGGAAACUUUUUACACAUGAGAGGCAUUUGCAGAUAUGUCAGAGUGAGAACAUGAACUUACGUGUUUUGCUGGAUGAGCUGAAAAUGAAGUAUGAACCUGAAGAGCUAGUAAAAGUUCCAAAAAGUGUAACAAGGAGAGAGAAGAUACCAGUAGGCACAACUUGUGAAUAUUUAGAUGGUAAAAAUGCUUCAGUAAAGGAAAAUGCUUUCAUUCGGUCUCCAAGUAAGGAAGAAACAAAGUUAAGUGCCAAGAACUCUGAACAAAGUAGUGGUUCUGUGAAGAAGUAUGCUGUUGAGACAGAACCAGUGAAUAUAGUUCUUCUUCCGGCAGCACAAGUGACUGCACGUGAAAAGGAAAGGGAGAGUGUUAAAAUCAGAGAUGACCAUUGUGAUACCAAAACUGCAAAUGAAAGAGAAGGAAAUAAUUCUCUUACUUCAGCAUCUUCCAGGUUAACAGCUGAAUCCAGACUUGAAACUGUGGAAAAUGAAGACAUGAAAGAAAAUGCAAUCAAGUCUGAGAAGAAAAUGCGGAAGAAAACAUACACUACACUAUAUGUGUCUUCUAAAGAAACUUCUGAAAUGCAAUGUCCUCAGCAAUAAAACUCAUUUUUUUCAGAACAAAUCUGAAUAAUUUAAUGUUGUGCCUUAAAGAUUGUAUUGUGCAGCAAACAAGAUGCAAGUAAAUUAUUACUGUACAUGCAUGUUGGAUUUAAGCAGUGCAUCUUUCGUAUUUCAUGAGCAAUUACGGCUAUAUUAACUAGGGCUUAUGCUGUUCAUAUUUAUUUUAUGCUCAGAAAUGCCACCAAAUUUAAAUGUCAUAGUAACUUGAUCUGAAACUUUGGAGCCUGAAUUUUCAUUGGGACUAUAGUUAAUAGUGGUCUAGCGUUUUCACAAAGUCAUUUCAGAAUGACUAUAAAUUGCCAUAGCAAUGCUAUUAUCAAUGUGGAUGUAAACUAAGAGCAGGGUGUGCUUGGUUACUAGAUUGAAGAUGGGUAGUUUCUCUGAAAAUUUUGCAUUCCUAAAUUAUUUUUUAUAACUUCAAAGGAACACAUUCCAAAACAGUGCCCAACCCCCCUUACCCCCAGUGUAUAGCAAUUCCUGGGUGUCAUGCUUUUGUGUUUGUGUUAGAUUUUUGCAAACAAAUGGAACAUCUGUUGGCAUUUUAGAACAUCUGUGGGAUUUUAGAAAGGAGCAAUCCAUGGCUUCUGGUAACUAUUGGUAUAUUUUAUAAGUAUUCAGUAUUUCAAAUAUGCUGUGCCCCCACCCCUACUUUAAAAGAAUAUGCUAUAUCAAAAUUAAUGUAUGCAAAGUGUAUAACAUCAUAAAUGUAGUA